AUGCCUGGAGGACGAGGGGCGAAGAAGAGUGGACGCGAGCCUCAGGAGCACAAGGACCUGGGAACAGUCGUCCGCGACGCUCGGAAGGCGAAGAAGGCUGCUCGCGAGAGCGAGGCAGUGCGAGGUGGGGACGUCGAGGCGUCUGCAGUCCAAGGUCAGCCUGCUGCUGGAUCGCAAACUCAGGAGGAAGAAGUUUCCCCUGGGUUCCAAGGUUCGACGGAGGUGAAUUCUGGGUCGCGGAUUCCUGAAGUCCCAGAGGAGCACACCCGCGAGGGUGGUGCUCAGGCGUCUGAGGGAGGCGCCAAUGCGGUUGAGCCCCCGGAGGUGAUUGACUUGAUCUCAUCUUCGGACGAGUCUGUUGUGGAAGUGAAGUCGGAGCGUGAAGUCGGAGCCCGUGCGAGCGAAGGAGGAGGCGAAGACUCAGAGUUCCAAGCGGCACCCAGGAAGACGCCUGAAAGCGACAUCCGGGAAGCUGCUGCGCCUGCUCCGGAAUCGGGAGCAGCGGCGUUGGACGCCGGGAGCAUGGUGCUGUACAUUCGACGUGAAGUUCGACGCUGGGAAGAGGUGAAUCCUGGGAAGGUGACGCCGCCAAGUGUCGUUUAUGAGUGGCCGACUCCGAAACCGGAUGCCAACUCGUACUUCGCGGCCGCGUACGCAACGGGAGACUACCUCAAGUGGCGUUUGUCUCUGGAGAAUCAAGAUGAAGCCUGGAUCUCUGAGUUUCACCUCGCCCGGUGGGGCGUCGGAACUGCUCAGGAUCUCAUGGCGACUACGAUUCCCCAGAGUAUCAUGACCACCCGCGAGUGCGUCGCCAUUCUGCAGACUCUGUUCUUCGAAGUCGGAUUUGAGUUUGUCAAUUUGAUCCCUGGCUGGUCUUCGACGCGUGCUUCCAGGAUUCCAGAAAGUCUGGUGCGCUCUGUCAUGGAGGAAACCCAGAAUUUCAUCGCCGUGGAACUGGUCGAGUGGAGAUUGGUGAUAGCUGGUGUGCCUUUCAAGGUAAACUCUGAAGAUCACGUCGCACCAAGCGCCCAAGAGCAAGCACCAAGACUGGACUACCACAAGGAAGAUGGAGACGGUGAUCUAUUGAUGACGGACUAUGAUGCGGAUCUACUGGGCCGACAGCGCGGUGCCAAGCGUCAUCGUACCUCGCGCGCUUCGGAUGAGAGUACUGCCUCGGGCGUUCAAACGGCUUAUGGUAGCUCUUCGUCUUCGUCGAUGAUGUCGCUUGGACAACGAGUUGGAGCUCUAGCGCUUGUGGCCCAGCGUGCCGGUGGCUUUGCAGCUGCCGGUGAUCUUGGAUUUCAGGUCACCCGGACCGUCAUCCGCUCGAGUGGAUCCAGGAAUCUUGGGUCAGUUUCGUCCGUGUCCGCGAGGUCUGGGCCCGCCCAAAUCGAGAUGAACGUCUUGCGACAACAGCAGGAGUGGCAGGCCCGCAUGGAACAGGAGCAACGCGAGUUUCUCGCCAGAGAACGCCUGGAUGCCUUGGAGCGCGAGCGCCUCAGGGAACAACGUGACCUGGACGCGCGUCGCCAGAUCCAGGAACUUACGGAUCGCUUGGUCCACGCUGAGAUCGCCCGAGGAGGAGCGGAACGGCGUGCGCAGGACGUGGAGGCUCGCCAGACCCAGAGUUCCACUGAAACUCAGAGGAUGACCCAGAGUAUCACGGAAGCUGUACGUUUUGAGCGUGAGCGCCUGGAUGCCGCCUACGCCGAGCGCUGGCAACAGCACGAAGCCGAAGCCGACUCGGAGCGCGCGCGCUGGGUUUCCGAGACCUACGCCGGUUGGAAGGAACAAAUGUCAACUAUGGAGCAGAAGCGCUUCCACGCCGGCCAAGUGCGCGACCUUCGCGCAACAUUGGCCCAAGUUCAAGCGCGUCGUGCAACCGUCGCCCCUGACUUGGCAACAAAUGUGAGGUCGUCAGUGGCUCAGAACCCUGAAGUUGCAACCCGACCCCAAGAAUCCAGUGGCGUAAUCAACGGAAACGCAAGUGUCACAGGCCAGAGACGGGAGACAGCUGAUCCGAAGAACACUUCCGAAGUCGCCGCCUCCCAGCUAAGAGCGACCCUCGCGCAGACUUCCGCUGACACUUCCGGCAGAAUCGCGCGCGUCAAGCGGGGACAUGGCGCUACGGAGACCAAGGUGACGCAGGAUGUCAAGCUCGAGCCUGUGUCUCUGGGGAAGACGUCGGAUCCCAGGAGAACAGCGACCUCUAAGGCCUCGCAGGACUCUAAAACAGACUCCAAGCGCUCUGCACCCAAGAAACACCAGCAGAAGAAGAUGAAGCGUCAGGAUGUCAAUCCACCCUCGGACUCAGACCCAAGCUCCGAUUCCAGCGAUGAUGACUCGUCCUCUCGUUCGGAUGACAGUUUGGACGGGAACCCUGGGGUUAACCUGACGACGGCCUCUACGGCUCAAGCUGGCACUACGCUCCUGACGUUCAGACCGUACAUCAACUCGAAUACUCUGGGUGAGUUCGAUACUAAGGCGUCACUCAGGGAACGCGUGCAUUGGUGGGAGCGUUUUGCGAACAUGGCGGCUCAGGGAGGUUGGUCUACGAAGAUGCGAAUUCAGGAACUCAAGUUGAAACUCUCGGGAGCUGCGCGUGACGGGUUCAACCAGUUGCCCAAAGACACUCAGCGUGACUGGAAGGAGUUGGCGUCUGCAUUCAGGAAGAAGUACUCGUCGUACUCUGAACGUUACUUCACGAUGGAGAUGAAGAACUCAGAGAGCGCCCUGGAUUUCUUUUAUCGUCUGAAUUCCGCCGCUGGGAAGGCUGACAUUGACUUUCGCAAGUCUUCGAAGCGCCCGGAGAAACAUAUCCGGAGGUUCAUCACGAAACUCAGGGACACGCGCCUCAAGACGUCGCUGCAGGGCCAGAGAUUCAGGAGUAUCGCUGAUCUAGAGUACGCUCUGGAACAGGACGAAGAUGUCUGGAGCCGCAGCGACCAUGAUGCUCCGCCACCCAGAGUUCGUGACUUUCGUGCCGACAACAUUCCUCAGGGACGUUUCAAACCGAAGCGACAAGGACGUGCGUAUGUGACUAGGGGCGAUGUCUCUGACUCUGAGUCAGACGAAGACCCUGAAAUCCACGCGCGUUUCCAGGAAAUCACGGACGAACCCAGAGUUUCAGUCCGAAGUGCGAGCGCGAAUUCAGGGUCAACUCGUGAGAUCUCUGGAGAAGAAGCUUUUACGCCUAGCGCUGGGAGUCUGGCGAGUAUGAAGGGUGACGAGUGGACUCAGACGCUGACGAACGAGGUCUAUCGCGACAAGUUCUGCGAGAAGUGCGGCAAGUGGGGGCGCCCAGAGGAAAACUGCUGGAAAGACGUGAAGUGUGAUCGCUGCCUGGAAGUGGGUCAUCCGACUCACUUGUGUCGCGCGCAACCGUGCGAGAACUGUGGCAAACUGCAUCUCGGGAAACCGUGUGAAGACUGGAAGACAGUGGAAGCUGUGAAGAAACUCGCCCGCCAAGGUGCACUGAAGGACAUGCCGAGCCAAAUCCUGGAUAAACUCCUGGAUGGCGAAGCAAACUCUGGGAGGCCGUCAAACCAAUAA
Molecule: messenger RNA, 3552 nt
Organism: Phytophthora sojae
Lineage: Eukaryota; Oomycota; Peronosporomycetes; Peronosporales; Peronosporaceae
Exons: 6
Coding region: 1-3552 (1183 amino acids)
Source: RefSeq, a predicted model, not a curated record